This is a messenger RNA of Esox lucius (northern pike), 2940 nucleotides long. It is a transcript of the gene kctd12b, whose product is annotated as potassium channel tetramerisation domain containing 12b. Gene Ontology annotation, molecular function: protein binding. Gene Ontology annotation, biological process: regulation of G protein-coupled receptor signaling pathway; protein homooligomerization. The record is from RefSeq and is a predicted model, not a curated record. NCBI's taxonomy places the organism in Eukaryota, Metazoa, Chordata, Actinopteri, Esociformes, Esocidae. The transcript has 2 exons. Bases 828 to 2234 code for a protein of 468 amino acids.
GCAUAAAGAGUGGCUGUUACUACGAGAGGAGAAACGAGACUGCGAUGGCACGACCAGAAGUGUUUCUCUUCAUGGCUUUAGCUAGCAUUUCGUUUGAGAAACCUGCCUUGUUUAUUUGCUAUUCAUGAUCGUCACACCAACCUACGGCGACUCCUCCAACUAUGGAUUGUACUGAAGUUCUAUAUUGUGUGCAUUUGCGUGAAGACAAUCAAGAGAAAUAAGAAAGCCGUCACGGACAUUUGUGCGCUGUCACCCGGACUAUUCUGCACAUUAAGUGUCUCAUUGAGACAUUUAUCAACGGAUAUUUACGCGAAUUCUGUUUGACUGCAAUAUUUAGGAAAGGCUGUUGGUAUACACUUGAACACUGUUUAUUUUCCAAGUUAUUUGCUGUGUGUUAGUUUUCAGACAUGAAAAUAUAAUUAUAAUAGAUUAUUCUAUAUCACCAAUUUCGCUUGGGAUUAAUAAGGUUCGUUUUAAGGUUUGCUGUGCGACCUUAUGAAUAAUGUGCUACUGCAGUUAAGUGCUUUUUAACGUUUGACAGCCCGUCGCCACAGACGCUACGCUAAUCGCCCACAGGGCUUUAGAAAUACCCAUUUGCUAAUUUUGACAACAGAACCCUAAAUUUUGAUGUUAAACGUGAAUGUUAUUCAUUUGAACGUGAAGUUAACCUAGUGUGAGCAUCUGUAUAGUUGUAGUCUAGGCCAUAACGUGGAAUCAUAUCUGCCAAUUUACUAGCAAGGUGACAGUAGGAGUCGGUUUGCAGCCUGUUAGCUGAGUUCUCUCAGUGACAGACAGACGGAACGACUAGAAGAAUAGAAAAACCCGCCAUGGCUCUGCCAGAUAACACGCUGGGCAUUCCUGUAGCGGAGGAAGCAGUGUUCCCAGAGAUUAUAGAGCUGAAUGUGGGCGGUCAGGUGUAUAUCACCCGUUACUCCACCCUGGUCAGCGUACCAGACUCUCUUCUAUGGGAGAUGUUUAGCAGGAAAUCCUCCAAAGGACUGGCCAGGGACACCAAGGGACGUUUCUUUGUGGACCGCGAUGGUUUCCUCUUCCGGUAUAUUCUGGACUACAUGAGGGAUCAGCAGCUGGUGCUCCCGGAUCACUUCCCUGAGAGGGGCCGUUUGCAGCGGGAGGCAGAGUUCUUCGUCCUCCCUGAGCUUGUCAAGAUCCUGGCACCCAAAAUCAGCAAGCAGAACUCGCUGGGCGACGAGGGGUGUCAGAGUGACCCUGAGGAUUGCUCGCCGGGCAUCGAUGCGGGGCGCAACCUGUCAUCGCUAGGCGCUGCCGCUGCUGCCUGCGCCAGUCUGGUGCCCGGCGGCGACGGUAAACGCUCGGGGUUCAUCACCAUUGGCUAUCGCGGCUCCUACACGUUGGGGCGCGACACACAGACCGACGCGAAGUUCAGACGCGUGGCGAGGAUCAUGGUCUGUGGCAAGACGUCUCUGGCCAAGGAGGUGUUUGGAGAGACGCUAAAUGACAGCCGUGACCCGGACCGACCCCCAGAGCGCUACACCUCUCGCUACUAUCUCAAGUUCACGUUCCUGGAGCAGGCCUUCGACAAGCUGGCUGACGCCGGGUUCCACAUGGUGGCGUGUAACUCCACAGGGACCUGCGCCUUCGCCCACGAGCAGACGGACGACAAGAUCUGGACCAGCUACACUGAAUAUGUGUUCUACCGUGGCCAAUUGGACUUCCCCAAACCAGUGCCCUCUGACCUUCCAGACACUAGUCGCCAUGCCGAACAGCCCAUCGAUGACACAUGCCCCCCAACCACCACCAUCAGCCGACCAGAAACCAACACCAAUCCGGUCCUACAGAAUUGCCCCGCCCUCGACCCUCUUCCUCCGACUCCUCCUCCUCCCACACCCCCACCCCCACUCCCAGCCAAACCUGACCUUCCUCCACCUCCUCUCCCUGUACCUUCCCAGAGUUCCCUUCCCUCCACCCUCUGCGCCUCCUUGUCCACCACCCUCCCACCCCCCUCUCUGUUCUCGCCUGACGGGAGCACCCAGAGGCCCACCACCCUGGCUUUGAGGACGCUGCCCCGUCCCUCCGUGGCCAAGGAGAACGGAGGACCCCCACCGGGCGUCGACGAGGAAGAGGACGAAAGGAAGGUGAUGGAGGAAGAUCUGAAGAAGUGCAUUGAGGAUUUCAGAAAGAUAAAGCUUCCGAAUGUUUUUCCCGACAAGAAGAGACACUGGCAGAGCGACCUGUUAAAGAAAUAUAACGCUUAGGAGCAAUGAUAUGAUGUUCCCAUGGCAACCUAAUGGACCCCACAAUUGGAUACUGUGCCAAUUAGAUGACAGUAAUAAGCAGUGAAUGGCAUGUCAAUGCUGGGCUGGCACUGGACUGGCACUGGACUGGCACUGGGGACAUAAGAAUCAAGGCUUGAAUCAAACUGCAUUACUAUACUGAAUGACAGUAGACCAACUUUCAAGGGAUUUUAUUGUCACAAUAAAUGCCAUUGUUACAUAAAAGUUAGUACUACUGUGGCUAGUUACCUACACUUACACACUCAUGUUUACUUGAAGCCAGAACUGUGAGGACAGCAUGAUGACAGCGUAAUGACUGUGUCAGGAGGAACAUGGAUGAACUAUGUGUCUAGGCAGGUAAGAAUGAACGUAACAACUGUAGAUCACACGUCAGUAGAUUCAGUUGAUGUGUGAUAAAUCACAUGGAAAUACUCCUGAUGUGGGACUGAUAUUCUUUCCAGUAUGAGCAAAAUAUCCAUAUAGAGAAUGCUAGUAGCAUGAACCUUUCCCCCCCCCCUCAACCCCAAAAAAAGGAUUCCACUUUUACCCUUGAAAAUACUGAAUCUCUACAUUUUUCCUGGAAUAUAUCUAUUCUUUGGAUUUGCUCUGUAGCAGGAAUCUGGUUCAUGGAAAAUAACAGAUUAUUACCUCACUGAUCAGGAAGGCAAUAAAAAAUUCAUACAUGUGA